AGUUCUUCGUAUGAAGCUUUAUUUAAUUAAUAAAAUAGGUCAUGGCGCUGUCCAGUCUUCUCCCGGGAAAAUUGAACUGGAACUGCUUGCUCCCGACGAGAAACAAUAAUUUCGAAAGCGAAAGCUAAAGACAAACAAGAGAAAUCUUCCACAAAAUGAUGAAAUGAUUAAGAAUGGGAAUCCCAAAUCAACGUUCAAUCAAAUUGGUCUUCCAUUUGAAACUCUGUUGGCGCCCAUACUCAACCAGUUCCAGUCUUGCCACUUGGUUUUACAAAUACGUCGAUAUAUCAAAUGUCCAUUCAUGGAACUCUGUCAUCGCCGACUUGGCUCGCGGUGGCGAUUCAGUUGAAGCCCUUCGAGCCUUCUCCUCCUUGCGGAAGCUGGGCCUCACCCCCACUCGCUCCUCUUUUCCCUGCACCAUCAAAUCCUGUUCUGCUCUCUGCGAUCUUGUCUCCGGCAGGAUGUCUCACCAGCAAGCCUUUGUCUUUGGCUUCGACACUGAUCUCUUCGUGUCCUCCGCUCUUAUCGAUAUGUACUCCAAAUGUGGCCAGUUGCAGGAUGCACGUGCACUGUUCGACGAAAUUCCCCUUAGAAACGUCGUAUCUUGGACAUCAAUGAUUACUGGGUACGUCCAAAAUGAGCAAGCAGAUAAUGCAUUGUUGCUUUUCAAAGACUUACUGGAGGAAGAAACAGAGGUUGAAGAUGGCAAUAAUGUGCCUCUUGAUUCUGUUGUCAUGGUUUCGGUUUUAUCUGCCUGUUCUCGUGUAUCUGGGAAGGGGAUUACUGAAGGAGUUCAUGGCUUUGUGGUAAAGAAAGGCUUUGAUGGGAGUAUUGGAGUUGGAAACACAUUGAUGGAUGCGUAUGCAAAAUGUGGGCAGCCUUUGGUUUCUAAAAAGGUGUUUGAUUGGAUGGAAGAGAAAGAUGACAUUUCUUGGAACUCGAUGAUUGCAGUGUAUGCUCAAAGUGGGUUGUCUGGGGAGGCUUUGGAGGUUUUCCAUGGAAUGGUGAGGCAUGUUGGUGUUCGUUACAAUGCAGUGACACUAUCGGCUGUUUUGUUGGCUUGCGCUCAUGCUGGGGCAUUGAGGGCUGGCAAGUGUAUUCAUGAUCAGGUGAUAAAGAUGGAUUUGGAGGAUAAUGUGUGUGUUGGUACCUCCAUAAUCGACAUGUAUUGCAAAUGUGGUAGAGUUGAAAUGGCAAAAAAGACUUUUGAUCGUAUGAAGGAAAAGAAUGUUAAGUCAUGGACGGCCAUGGUUGCUGGUUAUGGCAUGCAUGGCCGUGCCAAAGAAGCUCUUGACAUCUUCUACAAGAUGGUUCGGGCUGGAGUGAAGCCAAAUUACAUCACUUUCGUAUCCGUUCUUGCUGCAUGCAGCCAUGCUGGUUUGGUGGAAGAAGGCUGGCACUGGUUUAAUGCCAUGAAGCAUAAAUAUGAUAUUGAGCCAGGUAUCGAGCAUUACGGUUGCAUGGUUGAUCUUUUUGGACGUGCAGGAUGCCUCAAUAAGGCUUACAAUUUAAUCAAGGGAAUGAAGAUGAAACCUGAUUUUGUUGUCUGGGGCUCUCUUCUUGGGGCUUGUAGAAUCCACAAGAAUGUGGACCUUGGCGAGGUUGCUGCUCAGAAAUUGUUUGAACUCGAUCCAGAUAAUUGUGGGUACUAUGUUUUACUUUCUAACCUCUAUGCAGAUGCUGGAAGGUGGGCUGAUGUUGAAAGGAUGAGGAUGCUAAUGAAGAGCCGUCAAUUGGUUAAACCACCCGGCUUCAGUCUGGUUGAACUGAAAGGCAGAGUACAUGUUUUUCUGGUUGGAGAUAAAGAGCAUCCUCAUCAUGAGAUGAUAUACAAGUAUUUGGAGAAAUUAACCUUGGAGCUUCAAAAGAUAGGCUAUGUGCCAAAUAUGACCUCAGUUCUUCAUGAUGUUGAUGAAGAGGAGAAAGAAAUCAUUUUAAGAGUUCACAGUGAGAAGCUUGCUGUUGCCUUUGGAGUGAUGAACUCUGCUCCUGGAACAACCAUAAACAUCAUUAAAAAUCUUAGGGUCUGUGGAGACUGUCAUACUGUCAUUAAGUUAAUUUCUAAACUCGUUCGUCGGGACUUUGUGGUCCGAGAUUCAAAGAGAUUUCAUCAUUUUAAGGAUGGGGUAUGUUCUUGUGGGGAUUAUUGGUGACACUUAUUAAGGACUUGAUUAAGUACUCUGAAUUGAUUUGAUUUGAUCAGAUCAUGAAGAACGAAGCAAAUGAGUGCUCUGGAAAGAGUCUAGUUACAUUUUACUGGGUUUUCCAAGGUCAAAGCUUACCAGUCGUAGGAAGGAUUGCCUCCAAAAAUUUUCUUAGUAGAAGGUUUACAUGCAGCUGAAAGCUACUCUACAUACUAUUUUAUGCUUAAUUAUAUUGAUCAAUGUACUGAAUGCACAGAAGAACAAAGAAUCUGAACUGUAACUGAGCCUGGGAUUGAAUAUCAAUCUUACUUAACAUGACAUAUGCUCGAAAGAAAUCAGAAAAGAGCCAGAUCCAUCGACUAGCUCUUCAACUUCAAUCAAAAUUUCCAUUUCAGAUUACUGGAUUGAGUGUGCCUAGAUUGAACUUGGAAUGAUCUUUUGCUGAGCCACUGAAAUUCAGGUCAAGAACAACCUCGCAUCAAUAGUUUGUUUGAAAUUGCUGCUGCCAGUCGUGAUAUUGGGGAACGGUAUGGCUUCGACUUUUCUUUGGUGAAUCUGAGAGAACUCUGGAGGGCCCUGUUCUCACUCAUUAGGCUUUGUAUCUGUUGGUGAAGUUCUUUAAUGGCUUCUCUCUUUUCAUUGUUUCUCCUAGUUAACUCCUCCUGAUGAUGCAGAUUUUCCUCCAUGAGCAUUGUCACUUGUGAGUUUAGUUCAUUCCAUCUACUCUCCCACCUAUCAAUAGCCACUGAUGGAUGUACGUCUUUGACCCGUCGUAUGUCAAGCUCAUUAAUCUUUGUUUCAGUUUUAUCUAUUUCGGCGUGACCCAUGAUUCUUCCAUUCAUUGUAUGGGCACUUACUUCAACUAUUUUUUCAGAAUUCUGACUACACAGCUUACUUGAGACAACCAAUUCAUCUCUUAGCUUGGUCAGGAACUCUUUCCUGAAAAUGUCAUAUUUGUAUUUCUGGUUGUCAUCAAUUGCAGCAGACUUCAUAUCUGGACUGUCGAAAUUGCAUUGAAAUAUCUCGGCAUCAGAAGGCGAAGACAAUGAGGAAUAGAGAGUGUUCACAAUUAUGAACUUUAAACAGUCAUAUUUUUCAGCCAAGGCUUGGGGGAACUGAAUUGGGACUAAGAAAAUAGAAUCAACAAAGAAGGCAGAGGGAAAGCUACAAAGCAGCAGGGUUUAGAAUAAUAGAAGACUGAAAAUGGAGGUAAUGAAUCUCUUCCAUUUCCUUUAAAAGAUUCCAUUUUUUGUACAAAUUAAAUGAGAAACUUAUUGCUCCCAAUCCAUUCUUGAUACGCUUCUUUUAUUGCUUUGCAAGACAAUAAAAAAUAUCCGUUAGUCUCUAAAUAAA
Molecule: messenger RNA, 3497 nt
Organism: Cucumis melo (muskmelon)
Lineage: Eukaryota; Viridiplantae; Streptophyta; Magnoliopsida; Cucurbitales; Cucurbitaceae
Product: pentatricopeptide repeat-containing protein At3g26782, mitochondrial
Exons: 4
Coding region: 174-2153 (659 amino acids)
Biological process (GO): RNA modification
Molecular function (GO): RNA binding; protein binding; zinc ion binding
Source: RefSeq, a predicted model, not a curated record